AUGUACACUGAUCAUCAGAGCACUGAUGAUCAGUGUGCCCUAAUGAUCAGUGUAGCCCCAGCAGUGCCACCUGUCAGUGUCCAUCGUGCCUACCAGUGCACAUCAAUGCCACAUAUCAGUGUCACCCAUCAGUGCCAGUCAGUGCCACCUAUCAAUGCCAAUCAGUGCUGCCAAUCAGUGCCGCCUAACAGUGCCAGUCAGUGCCGCCUAUCAGUGCCAUAUAUCAGUGCUGCCUUUCACUGUCCAUCAGUGAUGCCUGUCAAUGCCCAUCAGUGCCACCUACCAGUUCCUCCACAUCAGUGCCCAUGAGUGCCACCUAUCAGUGUCCAUCAGUGCAGCCUAUCAGUGCCCAUCCCUGCAGCCUCAUUAGCGCACAUCAGUGA
Staurois parvus is the source of this 383-nucleotide messenger RNA. The record is from the annotation of a GenBank genome assembly. Lineage: Eukaryota; Metazoa; Chordata; Amphibia; Anura; Ranidae.